AUGCAGGGUCUUCCAUUUCCCAUGACACAUGAGAAACAGAAAGGGCUCUUCAAGUGUUGGACGGAUGAGAGAGUGGGCAUUGCAUUGCUGGCUGAAGUUAACCUUCAAUGGUCAGCAGAGUUUCCAACUCCCUUGGCGCAUCAAUGGGGCGGAUGUUCUGCUACAUUACUCAACAAGGUCGCGCGCCGUGCAAAGUCAGGCGGCAAAGAUGAAACAGGGCUAGGCAGGUUCUCUUGGAUCAAGAUCCGGGGUAGGGACAUCCGACAACAGGAGUCUCAGACUGAUGGGCCCCCGGCUGGUCCUUUAGAUCUUGUGGUGGUCUCGGCAUAUCAUCCGAACAAGGAAGGUACCAAUGCUGGUAGUGUUUGGAACUACCAACGGAAUUACUGGCUGAGCAAGGGGGUGACUAUGGACCCCCGUGACAAGCUCACACUGAAUUUGGUGGACCUGAUCAAACAAUGGAAAGCGGAAGAGUGUGAGAUUCUCCUUGGGUUAGAUGCAAACGAAUAUGUCUCCUACAACUCUCCCUCUUCCUUCCGCCAAGAGAUGCGGUCAGAAGGCCUGACCGAGGCCAUCUUACGCCGACAUCAGGGCCCUUACCCAGCGACAACCCAAAGUCGGACGACGGAUACUCCCAUCAAUGGUAUAUUUGUGACCGACGGCGUCCGUGUAACUGCAGGUGGAUACUUGGACUUUCAGCAGUAUUUUAAGUCGGACCACAGGGGACUCUGGAUUGACAUUGACCUGAAAGGGACUCUGGGGGCCCCACCGGUGACCUCCCCUUCCUUCCAACCAGGUCGGUUGACACUGGCUGAUGGUCGGUCUGUGGACCGCUAUAUUAAGGCUGCGGAAGCGGGCUACCGGCAUUUCCGCCUUCCCCAACGCCUGACCCAAUUAGCGGAGGAUAUUUCGGUCCAGGACGG
Messenger RNA from Cylindrotheca closterium, 923 nucleotides. The record is from the annotation of a GenBank genome assembly. NCBI's taxonomy places the organism in Eukaryota, Bacillariophyta, Bacillariophyceae, Bacillariales, Bacillariaceae.